This is a messenger RNA of Fusarium redolens, 8121 nucleotides long. RefSeq lists its product as uncharacterized. The transcript has 12 exons. NCBI's taxonomy places the organism in Eukaryota, Fungi, Ascomycota, Sordariomycetes, Hypocreales, Nectriaceae. Gene Ontology annotation, molecular function: cysteine-type deubiquitinase activity; cysteine-type endopeptidase activity. The record is from RefSeq and is a predicted model, not a curated record. Gene Ontology annotation, biological process: protein deubiquitination. Bases 209 to 7906 code for a protein of 2565 amino acids. Gene Ontology annotation, cellular component: cytosol; nucleus.
CCGGCACUCGCGCUUUAGCUCUGAUUCCCUCUUCGAAACCUCUAUAUCUUCGAGCUUGGGAAUCUUGCUGCUUUGCCCCGCUACAUCUCCCAUUUCUAUCAAACCCACAUGUUAAUUUUGUGCAGCUAUCGCCGGGGCGUCUUUCGCGACGGUGUGACGUCUCUGCACCUCCACGCUUUGUCCCCGUUGGCCUCUCUCUACGAUUCCGAUGGAUCCAGCCUCGAGAUCUCCCGCCCUCCCAGAUCGUGCUGCCUCCGCUGAAGCGAGCUCGACCCGGCCGAAUCCCUUUGAUGACGGCAACAUAUCAUCUCGCAAGCGCCAACGAACUUCCCUCUCCGGGUCUCCUACCAAUUCUCUCAGCACAGUGAAUCCUGGUCACGACUCUUCUAGCUCCGCCACUCUUGAUACUGAACCUGUCUUGCCUCGACCUGGCUCGACAGCUGCCGACUCUCACUCAGACUCCGUUGCGCCGAAGACUCCAUAUCUAGGCUCUCCUGUUUGUGACCCGUUAACAGAGCCGCCAUCGAGCAUGGCCACUCUUAACUUGAGAAACGCGCCUGAGAACGACUCAACAUCCUCACCACCUCCUCCCCCGACUGGUGCCCAGGCAGUUGCGGCUGAGGCUACGGCCGCUGCCCUUAAGGACCAAGUCAAAGAGAGCGUUGAGGAUGCUGAAAUUGUGAUGGUACUGCCUCCUCCUCAGAACCUCGAAACCCCACGGACCGGCUUAUCGCAUUCAGCAAGCCCUCCCAUCGAAGUUAUCGCUGUGCAGUCGGAUGAUGAUAUGGCUUCUGAUCGCCAGAGUGUUGGUGUUUCAAUAGUUGACGAUGAUUCUAUGAUGAUCGACCCCAUCAGUGAAUUUCCUUUCAGGGAACCGACGGAGACAUUGGAGGGAAUGGUGGUAAGGCUCAGCAAUUACAUUGAAAGUCAAUCCUCAAUCGAUACAGGAGUCAUCUACAAACUCCAGCAAUGGCUUGGACGGUAUCUUGAUUACAUCGCUACUGCCAAUCAGCAAUUGGUAGUAGAUUCAUGCCGUCUCAAUCUUGUUUUCUGGGUGACCUUCCCACGAAUUAUUACCGCUAUGGCUGUCCACAAGCCCCCGUUUCUAACGGAUGAUUUGUUACGGCAUCCCACAAAGGCAUUCUUCUUAGACUUCGCCAGGUUGUCAGCAUGGUUCGUCAGUCAAGAUAUUCAUACGAUCAAAGAGUUCAUAGCGGAACAGGGAGAUCGGGGCCAGCAGACCGUCGAGCUUUUCUCCCCGUGUUUUCUUCAGAACCUCCACUCAAUCAUCAAUCCGCUAUUGUUGAGCGAUGAUCAGUACGAGCAUUCCGGGGCCUUGUCUGUGACCUUUGUUAAGGCAUUUCAAGACAGUCCAGGUGGGAGCCUCAGCCGCCUUCUCCAACUGACGAGGGGAUUGUUUGAAGUUAUCCCUUCAUAUCCUCGGUUGACCAACGACCUCGCACCGAUAUGCUUAGUCGCGUCAGAUAUCAUGGAAGAUUCCUGUAACUUUGUUACUCCCGAUAUUGCUUCGAAAAGCAAACAAAAACUCGACAUUGGUCACACAUUGCUCGAUCUGGUGUACGAAAGAUUGGACAUCACAAUUGACAAAAAUCCGACGCAUCUCGUCGCAGACAGUGUUCUUCUGAUCGUUCAAGCUUUGUCAAAUAUGAUCAGGUUAGCUCUCAAGGGUGAUCACCCAGCUGCAACUCUUAUGCUACAAAAGCACCGCGCAGAGUUUCCUGCAGUACCUCUCAGAUACACGGCUGAAGCGAUUUCUUAUGAACGCCGCUUUCGACUUUUGAUCAAACUAAUACAGUCAAGCCAAAUGCAACUUCGAUUUCAAGGCAUGACACAAAUGUGCAAAGAGCUCAUUACCUUCUGGAAAAGGUAUGGCGAUUGUAAUGCCGCUGAUGGAACUUUUCAUUAUGUUGAGCACCUUGCGGAACACCUGAUCCAAACCGGGUUUAUCGACUAUCUACUGGGCGCCAACUGCCAUCCUGAAAUUACUGUUGAGGGUGCCAAUAUUGUUGGCUUCAUCAUUGUGACCAGAAGGUACCGAAAGAUGCAUAUCGAUAGGGUUUGGGAAGGCAUUGCUUCCAGGCAAGACCCCCGUACCGCUGAUGCUCUAGCCCGCAUGGUCAUUCAUAUCGCACAUCUUUUCGACGACGAUGGUUUUUUGCUUCUCUGUGAGAAAUUCCAAACCCUCCCUAUAGACGCAUUUACGCCCGUCAUCCGAAUGCUCUGGGAGGGUAUUAUGAAGCAUAUGGCAGACAAGUGUUCAGUAGACCGUCCUCUCAUUGUCCAACCGUACGAUCUAUGUCUGCGUUUGUUGAGGGAUUCGUCUGUUUGUACAUCCGGAUCGCAAGUCAUGUAUCCUGACAUCCAACAAGCAGCAAUGCAGAAACUCAGGGAGCUCCUGAGGUGCGGCCCAAAUCCUGAAGGGCAGCGACAGCUCUAUCUUGGCUGUCUUCAAGAUCUUACAAAUAAGUCUGCUACAACCUUGGGAAGCCUUUGGUGUUUAUUCAUUACAGUACGGUCAAAGGUUAUGUCCCAUGAACUGCACAGUCUAGUAGAAGAACAUGACUUGACAAGACUCGUAAUUGAAGAGUUGGAACAUGCCAUUAGUGCUGGCCAAGCGGCCGGGAUUCGAGUGGUUCUUUCGUGCUCUAUCAACCAACCUCGGAGAGAGUUCAUUACCAACCUCAUCCAGUUUGAGCCACCAUCAAUCACCGAGGACCUUGGUAUCAAACUCUGGGACAUGUUGGUAGGGCCACUUUCUCUUUCACCCGACGAUAGGCGGGUGGGUUGGGAAAUUUUGAACAAUCUCCAUCGGAGGAACAACAAUGGUAAUCCUUUCCUUCAAGCUUGUCUGACCCACCAUCUUCCAGCCCUUUCGUCCGAAUACUUCUGUGAGGGGAUGCUUGAAUUUCUUCGAAUUGAGAUCCUCCCACGUCUCAACGACAAUUUAAACCUUGCUCUCGAUGACCCAGAGGCAGUUGCUGCUAGUGGCAUUGAACAAUUGUGGCGCCUAAUUCUUGAGGCUGAGGAUGAGGCUCUGGUGGACAGGGCCAUCCGAACUCUCGCAGUUGAUAUCUACAUCGACAGUCGAUUUUUCAACUCUAUCACCACUCAGCGAGCACAAUCCAUCCAUCUGAAGCUAGCUAGCCGAUGCUUAGAGCAGCUGAAAAGUGCUGCCCAGAAGCUAAGAAAUGCAGGCCAAGGUAUAAACAGCGAUGACGAAACCGUGGUUAUUUCGAUGACACACCAGAAGUUACAGCAGCAAGAAAGGGUUUUCACCCGUUCAUUGAAGUUUCUUCGGUAUAUUCUUGAAGCGCACCAGUCGAAGCCAUCCUUGUCCGCACCUGAUCUACGAACACUGAUCCCACAAGCAUCCCACGAGGUCCAAGGAGAUUCUGCGGGGCUUAAGUAUCAAUCAUUUGAUGGCGACCAGCAGACUGACAUCAAGCCACUUGUCAUUGGGAGAGCAAACACGGCAGCCUCGCUGCUCGCUAGUUUGCGACAAGAAACUGGAUUCGAGAACUAUCGGAUAUACUACAGAGGCCGACCAUUCUUGCCGAGUGAGCAAGAUAUAUGUAGGUCCUUAGAAGAUCUAUGUGUACACGAUGGCCUUAUACUGGUCAGACGUGAGGAGGGUGGUCCGGUCCUCUCUAACAGGGUCAGGCCGGGCGCCUCCCCACUGGAGAUUGAAAUUUCCGCCCAUUUUGACGAGAUGUGGGAAUAUUUGAGUAUGGAUGAAGCACUGGCACAAGAGAUUUACUACUUUCUCAUCAAGUUGCCUACAGAUGGUCACUUUUUGAGGUUGAUCGGCAGUGAAACAACGUCAUACAAGGAUAUUUUUCCUUCUGGACAACCUUUCAAAUCUCUUUACGCUGUCCAUGCGUUGAUCGAAUAUGCUGAGACCCUGCUCCCUAGUCAACUUAUCAGUCAUAAUCAUCUUAAUUAUAUGAUCACUAGCUCAGGGUCCGAUCCUGUAAUCCUUCCCGAGGCUCUCAAGAUAUCAAUAUCCUUCAUCGUCCAGGCAAUCUCGGAUGAGGACAUUUUUAAUCGCGCCUCGGUGCUCCUGCGGCUAAAGCUAACCUCUACUUUACUGCAUGCCCUCCGGCAGUUUCUUGAUAGAAUCGGCACCCUCAGAGGAUCGGCUCCGCCAAAGGGGCUCCCUCUUCCCGAUCCAAAUCGGUUGGUGAAAAUGUUGUCAUACGCCGCAGGCUGCCCAGGCGACAUCCCUUCUCCAGUCAUAGCAGGAGCGCUAGUCAUCUGUCUUCGGCUGAGCAUGCUUGAUGAUAAGUUUUGGGCUGAACUCAGCACAAACUCCGACUUCAUGCAUCUUCUGCAUCGCCUUCUACUUACCGAUCCGCGGCAGACCAUGAGAUCACUUUCUGCGAAACUAAUUGAAGAACUUUUUACUGUUAUGAGUACUACCACUUCCAUUGGUGAGACUGACUGCGAGACUUCAGUUAGAUCCCGUGAGUGCUCAAUGGCGGAGUACUUCUGGAAGGUCACCAGCGGCAUAGUCAGACAGACAACUGGAUUUCCCAACCAGUGCGAAGAACUCUUUAAAUUGGUUUAUUUUCUCCUGGUGAAAAUAUACACGCGAGCGCCUGAGUUGUUGAAUAUUGCGAUGUUUGCCUCUCAAAUUAGCCAGCUUCUUCUUGACCAUACUACGACCGAGACCAUCGGGUCAUCAAGUGUAGAUGAUUCGCUCGCAAGAGGUCUAUCGUCAUUAUUGCACAUUUGCCUCCAGCUAGAUAACUCAGUCCCCCAGUCCAAAACACUUCCUGGUAACCUCGCAAUGUCACUUGUUUGGAAGCACUUAUACCCCCCUAAAGGCCAGCGAAGUGGGCAGCCUGUACCCAAAGUCAUCCUUAACGAAGAGACCCGAGCGAAACUUUGCGAUGUGCUAUUCACUCUUGUGAAACACGACCAGAAGAAAAUGGAGGCGGUUGUGGAAGCUCUCAGCCAACAAGUUCCGUUUUUCGAAGAUGAAGAGGACCACUACAUCUACGAUUUCACUUACCAUUUUGACCGACACAGAGCUCUUCGGGCCCCUUGUGGGUAUGCCGGUUUGCUGAAUUUGUCCAACACUUGUUAUCUCAAUUCCUUGAUGACACAGCUCUUCAUGAACACUACGUUUAGGCGUUUCAUCCUCGGUUGCCGCAUCAAUGAUCCUGCAAACAGCCAGCAACUCCUUUCCUACACCCAGAAAUUGUUCGGCCAUAUGCAGGAGAGUUACCGUCGCUUUAUUGAUCCGUCGAAUUUCGUCCAUUCCAUCAAAACAUACGACGACGCGUUGAUCGACAUUCACAAUCAGAUGGAUGUCGACGAGUUUUACAAUCUACUGCUCGAUCGUUGGGAGACUCAGCUUUCUGGCCACGAUGAAAAGCGGGUAAUGAAAUCGUUCUAUGGUGGUCAGCUUGUGCAGCAAGUCAAGUCAAAAGAGUGCGAACAUCUUUCGGAGCGACUCGAGCCAUUUUCUGCAAUUCAAUGUGAUAUCAAGGGGAAAGGCACAUUGGCAGAAAGCCUUCAGGCAUAUGUGGAUGGCGAGGUCAUGGAAGGAGACAACAAGUACAAAUGCUCAACAUGCGACCGCCAUGUUGACGCAGUGAAGAGGGCCUGUCUCAAAGAUGUUCCCGACAAUGUCAUAUUCCAUCUGAAAAGAUUUGACUUCAACCUGCGUACUUUGCAGAGAAACAAAAUCAAUGAUUAUUUCUCGUUUCCAGAUCGAAUUGAUAUGCGGCCAUAUACUAUUGAGCAUCUCAGCAACCCAGAGAGCGAUAUCGAGGAGGACAUCUUCGAACUAGUGGGUGUACUCGUUCACGCAGGCACUGCUGAAUCCGGGCACUACUACUCCUACAUCCGCGAGCGUCCCUCCUCAGGUAAUCGGUCCUCGUGGGUGGAAUUCAACGAUGAUUUGGUAACGCCAUGGGACCCUGCACACAUGGAAUACUCAACAUUUGGAGGUCCCGACCACCGUCCCACGUACGAUACUAACGGCAUUUUGUACGACAAGAACUAUAGCGCCUAUAUGCUGUUUUACCAGCGUGCUUCGUCUUUGCGCGCAGAACAGGAAGAGAUGAUGAGCCUUGCCAUUUCGGCACCCCUUCGCGUUAGCGUGCCAGACCACCUUGCAGAUCAUCUCUCAGACGAGAAUACAAACAUCCUCCGCCGUCAUUGCAUUUACGACCCGAGCAAUGUCAAACUUGUUCAAAUGUUGUUUCGUCAGUCACGCCAGCACUGCAAAUCCGUUGGCAGAAGCGAUAAGCAUUCGAGUAUCAACAGCUUCAUGGCCAUGCACAAUCAAGAGCAUGAACUUCAAGAUCUUGCCAUGCGAACGCUCAUUGGUAACUUGGAUCAAGUUGUCACAAGGACUAAGGACACUCCGGAUUUCCUUUUGUACGAAGAGAUUAUCGAAGACGCAGUCACAUCAUGCGAACAGUGUGCUUUUUCCUUCUAUGACUACUUUAAUCAACAUCCGAGUGCUCUUCGCAUGCUUUUGCAGCGUAAUCCAGAUCAACUAGUGCGGGGCAAGAUCAGGAACCUUUUUAAGGUCGCAGUCACCAAGAUCUCGAAAACUUCACCCAAUGUCUACGAUCCGGAGAUUCGAUACAAGUUGAUUCAUGAUGCUGAUGGAGAUGAAACACUCUCUGAACCUGAUGCUCCUCAUCGUUCUGUUAUUGAUGGUGUGAUGAUUAUAUUCCAACACCUUUGGAAAUUCUUCCAUAUCCACAUCAGAGCCUGGGAUGAAUACUUCGGAACUGUUCUAGACUUUGCUGAGAUGGGUCAUCGGGAAACCGGAUAUGUCUUGGCCGCGAACUUUCUAGCGAGCGCUAUCAAAAUCAUUUCUGCUGAUCCCCUCCAGGAACUCAGUGGGAACUGGGCCAGAAUGCUUCAAGGCGUCAUUAGGCGGAACAAUACUACAAAACCUACCUCGUAUGUGUCGAUUAUCAGACUGAUCCACCACUUGAUGAGUCAGAUGAAGCCGCAAAUAGGAGCCGAAUAUGUCGAAGAUCCUACAGAGCGUGUAUCACAACUGUUCGAUGCCUUCAGCUGGACGUCAGAGGAGGUAGAUCUUAUUUACAGAAGCCCAAACGGUUCCUAUACCAGCCUGUUUGUUGAAAAACUCCUUACCCUCGAUCAGGAACACGUAGGUAGCAACAACAUUAUCCGAGUCCUGACAAAGCUAGACAAUAGCAUGGAUGAAAAAGUACUCGGGACAUUGAAGCUAUGUAUUCGUGGCGAAACUUCGACCCAGGCUAUGGAUCCGUUUUUGCGGGCUUCUAUCACGUACCUUGAGAGCACAGAGCAGCUCAGCAACGCCAAGGAAAUGGUUGAGCACGUAUCUGUGCAAGCGAAAAGCCUUCAAAACACCGAGGGGGUGUAUUUUGUUCAGCUUUUCAAGACAGCACUGGAUCUCCACCAACAAGACAAGGAACUUUGCAAGGCGGUUCGCACAUUCAGCCGUGAUCUCAUCCCAAAAUGGGUACCUUUUCUCCUCGCAAGCCCUGAAGAACAAGUGCGCCGGAGCACAGAUGACUUCUUAGUUUGCGAAUUGGGUAAGAUUGAUGUUGGUGCUGGAGCCCUCCCCAGCGACCGCGAUAUCACCUUGAAUGAUCAAGUCUCAAUCAAACACAUGAUGAAGCAGGUCGGCCUUAAUUGUCUCGAGUAUCUCAGAGACCACCACGUCCGCAGACGAACUCAAAUAAGUCGGGAUAUUGCAGACAAGUUCUUGAAGGUAAUUGAGGGAUGUGCGGCCGCGGCUGUAGCAACGACUGCGGAUACGCAAAACGAGCUAGAUGUGGAAUUCCUCACAUUGCAGGAAGAUGUAUUGAAUCCUUUCCGCAGAUUAAUUGUUGACGAACUGGAGGAAGAUGGGUCCGGUGACGGCUGACGUUGGGUAAAGAUUGGGAAGGAUCCUGCGGGUCAUCUGAACAACUUGAUGACAUUGUUGAGAUGAACAUUCCAGGAAUGAACGAAAUAACCGAUCUGGAGCAGAUGUCAUGAGGUUGGGGCUGUGCCCAAGGAAUUUAGAUGAAGCACUGCGGUUGCUCAAAAGCAGAAUAUCGCAACGGACAUGGACACGGGUAAGGGCACGGAAAGGCGUUU